UGUAUCAAUAUCUCUGCCGUCAUGCCGUCUGAGUUGGAGAGAUCCAUGGAGUCCCUGAUCACGGUGUUCCAUCGCUAUGCCGACAAGGACGGUGACAGCAACACACUGAGCAACAAGGAGCUGAAAGAACUCAUGCAAACAGAACUGGCCAGCUUCCUCAAGGUACCAGAUACAUUAAUCUCUCUCUCUCUUUUCUAUCCCUCUGUUUUUAUCUCACUGUCCCUCUACACUUUCUCUCUGUUGCUCAUCUCACUCCCUUUCCCUCUCGUUAUGAUUUCUCUCUCACUUUGUUAGAAUAAAGAGUAUCCAAAGUCAAUCUAACUUCCUCUCCCCUCCUCCCAUCUUUUGCACUCUCUCUCUCUCUCUCUCUCUCUCUCUCUCUCGCUCGCUCGCUCUCUCUCUCUCUCGCUCUCUCUCGUUCUCCCUCGCUCUCUCUCGCGCUCUCUUACUCUCUCUCGCUCUCUCUCUCUCUCUUACUCACUCUCUUCAUCUCCUCCAUCUCACCUUCCCUCUCAGUCCCAGAAGGACCCAGCCGCCAUAGACAAAAUCAUGAAGGAUCUGGACCAGAAUGGUGAUGGGAAGGUGAACUUCGAGGAGUUUGUCUCUCUGGUGGUGGGCCUUUCCAUCGCCUGUGAACAGAUCUACCAGCUCCACAUCCUGAAGGUUGCCGGCAAGAAAUGA
Messenger RNA from Coregonus sp. 'balchen', 681 nucleotides. Lineage: Eukaryota; Metazoa; Chordata; Actinopteri; Salmoniformes; Salmonidae. The record is from the annotation of a GenBank genome assembly.